AUUUUUAUUUAAUAAAUACACUUUAUAUUUAAAAAAAAAUUUAAAUAUAACAAUAUAAAAAUUGUAUCUAAAAUUAUGUAAUAUCAUUUUGGUACUUUAUUAUUAUUUAUUUAUUUUCAUUUAUAUGUGAAUUCAUUAUUGUUAAAUUUCAUAGUCUGUAUUUGAUACUAAUUAUUUAAUUUUUAAUGAUUUUCUAUGAUUUACUUUUAAUAAAUAUUGUUAUUGUUUAUAUUAAUAUAAAAGAAUAAUUAAUAUUAAAAUCAAAAUUUCUUUAAUUUUUUGGCUCAAUAUUUUUGUUAAGUUUCACAGUUUAGACUUUAUAGCUAUGUAAAAUGUAAUGAUUCCUUACAAUUAUUAAUUGGUUGAAUCGAUAUAAAAUCCUUUCAUUAAACACAAUGCACCAAAAUCAUUUUUCUAAUCCAACAAAUAAAAAUUGUUCACCUCGUUUACACCACCCAACAACUCCAACUAUUGUUGACCGCAUUGUUUUUCCACAAAUGGUUAAUGAUGUCAGGUAUCAAUCAAGUAACAUAUUUGAUCCUAGGAAUUUAGAUCUUCAAAACACGUUGAAGUUAGAUACUCAUUUCAAUGGUAAUGUGGAUUUUUUUAAAAAUCAUGACAAGAAUGAGUUUUAUGACAAUUAUAGAUAUAUGGAAACACAGUUACCUUCAAAACAAAAUUAUUAUAAAAAUUCUAGUCGCUCACAGGUUCUAGAAGUUAAAGCUAGGAUAUCAGUAGAUGUAUCUACUAUGACUGACCCUUUAACAAUAGAAGAACAAGAAAGACUUGGUCAAUGGGAAGGUUUUGCUGCUGUACAGUCUGGCAACAAAGUUGCUGAAUACUUGACUAGUCUGAGAGAAUUUCUUAAGUUAUCUCCUCCACAAGAAGGAAAAAGAAGACAAGGUCUAGGUGAUGUUAGAAUAGUUACAUCACCUGAUGGUUCUCGGCUAUAUUGCUGCUCUGAAUGCUUAAUGGCGUAUACUGAUAAAACAGUUUUGGAACAUCAUUUAGCCAACCAUAAGGUAGAGCGUAGAUUUAUAUGUAUGGAAUGUGGAGCUGGUUUAAAACGAAAAGAGCACUUAGAUAGACAUCAAUUAAGUCAUAGUGAUCAGAGACCAUACACCUGUGCAGCAUGCCCAAAGACCUUCAAGCGUAAUGAACAUUUAGCUCGACAUUAUAUUGUUCAUUCUGGAGAAAAAGCACAUGUCUGCGUAGAGUGUGGAAAAGCAUUUUACCGUCGGGAUCAUUUACAAAAACACGUUCAGGGACAUAUUACUAAAAGACUCAAAGCGGUUAUCAAUGCGGUUGUUUAAUCAAAAUAAUAUUCAGUUAAUGCUCAUAUAAUUAUAGUGCCUUUCUCUACACAUCUAGUCAUUAUUAUAAACUUGUGUAUUGUUUUGAAUAUAUUAGUGAAAUAUUUUAUCUUAGAUUAAAUUGAACUAGGUACUAUUUAUUUAUUUUUUGUAUGUUUUAAAGUUAUUAAUUUAAGAAGUUGUUCAUCAGUUAACCAUACAUUUUUUUAAAAACCAAAACACUUGCAUGUUAUAUACUAUGUAUUAAUUGUUAAUAAUCACAGGACAAUUAAUGCUCAAUGGCUUAAUAAUCAAAGUAAAAUCUUACAGAAAUAUGGAUAGUAGAUAAUAAUAAACUAUUUGGAUAAUAAUUCUAAAUUUACAGUUGAUAAUCUUUGAUUAUUAAAUGUAACUGACUCUUGGAACAAUUGUCUGAACUAUAUUGUGUAGUACUGAAUAAUAUUUAGUUUUAUGUAAAUAAAUACCGAUUAUAAUGACA
Rhopalosiphum padi (bird cherry-oat aphid) is the source of this 1791-nucleotide messenger RNA. Its product is annotated as zinc finger protein 120-like. Lineage: Eukaryota; Metazoa; Arthropoda; Insecta; Hemiptera; Aphididae. The coding region runs from base 396 to 1313 and encodes 305 amino acids. Gene Ontology annotation, molecular function: RNA polymerase II cis-regulatory region sequence-specific DNA binding; DNA-binding transcription factor activity. The transcript is spliced from 4 exons. The record is from RefSeq and is a predicted model, not a curated record. Gene Ontology annotation, biological process: regulation of transcription by RNA polymerase II.